This is a messenger RNA of Epithele typhae, 1089 nucleotides long. RefSeq lists its product as uncharacterized. The transcript is spliced from 2 exons. The record is from RefSeq and is a predicted model, not a curated record. NCBI's taxonomy places the organism in Eukaryota, Fungi, Basidiomycota, Agaricomycetes, Polyporales, Epitheliaceae. The coding region runs from base 1 to 1089 and encodes 362 amino acids.
AUGGAUCAAACUCCGGUCGAGAUCCUCGACACCAUCUUCACGCUCGCAUGCACAGAUGGCGGAUUCACCGGAUGUUCACUUUCUCUUGCAUCUCGCCAAAUCGGAGAAAUAGCUCGCUCCAGUCGGUUUUACUCCGUAUCCCUCGACAUCUUCAACGCGCCGGAUAGAGUCCAAGCCUUCACCACAUGCUUCCUCGCAGAACGCGCACGUCCAGUUCAGUGGACGCCGCCUCGCGUGCGCCAUCUCCACCUCGUCUCCGGAGAGCCGUUUGCGAAAAUCCAAGGAAAUCCAAAACUGGACGGUGAUACACGGAGAACCGCUCUUGGAGAGCAAGCCCUCGCAUUGCUCGACCUGAUCGCGCCCGAUCUCCUCACCCUCACCCUCGUCGGGACGGUGUUCCCUCCGCCCGCCUUAGUUAGCAGCACACUCAACUUCCCGCACCUGCAGGAGCUCGCCAUCAUCGGCGGUAAAACGCGCUUCGCUCCCUGGAUCUCAACGUGCACCGGCGCACCCGCGUCUACUUCCGUCCCCACGUCCGCGGCGCCGGCGUUCCCACAGCUGACGCACCUCCGCGUCACCACCGAUCUCGACGCACAGAACUUGCGCACCUGGGCAGCGCGCGCGCCGAAGCUCGCGCACGUCCGCUUCGAGUGCAUCGACCUCAACACGCACAGCUGGGUCGGCGCCCACCGCGCGGCGCAGGGUAGCGAUGACCCGGAACCCAAGUUGCCGGCCCUCAGGACGCUGAUCAUGCAGCGUUGCCCCGGCGCGGUGCCACCAGAGCGCACGCGAAGGCCUGGGGUGCCCGGAUCGGGGUGGUCGAUGGAGCAGAUGUUCGCGGUGUACGAUGAGGAGCUGCAGAAAAUCGCGCUCGGUCCGUGCCGUGUCGGAAUACCCGCGCUCAGUCGCAACGAGGACGGAAGUCACAAACAUCCGCGCGGGGAGGUCUUUCGGAGGUGGUUGGAUCGGCUGGAGGGAGGUCCGGGGUGCUGGGGGGUGAAAGCGGAAUGGUUUGUGGAUGGUCUGCUAGGAGACAACGAGGAGUUUUCGGAGCACGAAGGCGAAGAGGAGACUGCAGCAUUUUCUUAG